UUACAAUUUAUGAAUAUUUAAAUUUAAGCAAAUAAUUUGCAUUUUAUUGGAGUAAAUUUAUUGCAAAUUUUAUGACUGAAGGGUUGAAUCUGCGACCAUUAAAUUUUAUGACUGAAGAGUUGAAUCUGCAACCAUUAUGACUGAAGGGUUGAAUCCGCGACCUUUAAGUGUUUACUACUAUGAUUUGGAUGAUAUCAUUACAAUGCAAGAAAAAGUUCCUGUCCAAUUUGAGCUGCCUUGUUACAGACUUGGAUUUUUAGAUCCUAGCACAUCUGAGGAGCAUCUCCAACAAGGGACCAAGAUGGAAGUACCUUGUUGGCUUGCAUUUGAGCUUUGCACACGUAGAAGACUUAUUGCAUCAGUUGAAUUGCCAAAGAUCUUCACUGAGAAUUUUAGACAGAUAUAUAAAGCUGAUCCAAAUGUUUUGGAUUUGCAUAAAUUGGGACCUUACUUUUAUAAUUUUGGCUUAAAAAUGCUUCAUUUUCAACAUGCAGAUUCCGGGAUAGUAGCUAGAACUAUUCUAGAAAUUUUUGUGAAGCGAUUUCGUCAAAUUAUGGAUAACUGUCAAAAUGCAGCUCAUCAUAACGUAAUUAAAAUGAAAGAAAAGCUUGACGAAAUGGAAAUUGUUUUGUUUGAUAAUGGGCAAAGAGCCUUAAAAGAUUUUACUGAAUGGCAAAUUGGUAAUGUUGGAAAACUGUUUAGUUCAAUUGUUAUAUCUUCACAAAGAAAAAGAAAGAGGUUCGAUAUGGAAGAGUAAAAGCUUAUUUGUAUUUAAAAAAAA
Molecule: messenger RNA, 781 nt
Organism: Hydra vulgaris (swiftwater hydra)
Lineage: Eukaryota; Metazoa; Cnidaria; Hydrozoa; Anthoathecata; Hydridae
Product: DNA replication complex GINS protein PSF3
Biological process (GO): mitotic DNA replication initiation
Cellular component (GO): GINS complex
Source: RefSeq, a predicted model, not a curated record